UCGAGGGAAUUAUAUAUAAAUGGCUCUUGAACCUAUAGCUAUCGUUUUAUUCGUUUACUCGUAAUGGGAAAAGGCUCACGAAUGAUAUAUGGGGGUGAAGAUCGGGACUCUGAUCCCGGAGAUUUUGGGAGAUUCGCCAACUACGAAUUACGAACUACUCGGUCGCUCUUAUAAGUACAGAGAGCCACGCGUCACCGCGUCAUCCCGCUAUCACAUAUGUAGUUUUAGAAGCUAUCAUUUGCGCAAUGAUUUCUGUACAUUUCUUUUAAUCUUUUUCCGGAAUUUCUACGGGUGUACACAUAAUCGUCACUUAUUGUCGUUUCUUCGAGUUAUUAUUAUUGCAUUUUUUGAAGUGAUAGGUAAUUUAUAGAUUCUUUCCCAUCAUGAUGAACAUAAAUACGAGGGUAUUCUUUGACAUUGAAGUCGGUGGAUUGCCUAUGGGUAGAAUAGUAUUUGAGCUUUUUAUGGAUAUUUGUCCUAUAACGUGCGAAAACUUUCGCGCUUUAUGUACUGGAGAGAAGGGACUUGGAAAAACAACAGGCAAACCUUUGCAUUAUAAAGGCAUCGUUUUUCAUAGAGUUGUAAAAGAUUUUAUGAUUCAAGGUGGAGAUUUUUCGAUAGGUAAUGGGACAGGUGGUGAAUCAAUUUAUGGUGGUACAUUUGCAGAUGAAAACUUUAUCAUAAAGCAUAAUAAGCCUUUUUUGUUGUCAAUGGCAAAUCGUGGUAGAGAUACUAAUGGUUCACAAUUCUUCAUUACAACACAACCAGCGCCUCACCUCGACAAUGUCCAUGUGGUUUUUGGAGAAGUAGUGUCUGGGCAAGAAAUCAUUACACACAUUGAAGGACUUCCAGUAGACCGCAUGUCUCGUCCAUUACAAGAUGCUAAGGUUGUAAACUGUGGAGAAUUGGUUUUGAAGAUCAAGAGUAAAACUAAAAAACGGGAAACAAAACAAAGUAGUUCAGCAGAUUCCGAAUCUGAUUCGUAUGCCGAUAAAGCAAAAAAGAAAAAAAAGAAUAAAAAAAGUAAAAAAAAAGUGAAGUCGGAAGACGGUGAAAUUCGGGAUUCUAAUGAGGAAGACAGUGGGCAACCUCAUCCACUAGUAUCUGUUACUAAAAUUGAUCCUGAUGAAAUUCCAGAAGUACCAGCAAAUAAAUUUUUAUAUAGAGCAGGAUCUACAAAUAAUGCAAAUCAGAAGGAAUUUAGACAGCAUUAUGGAAGAGAUCGUGUACGAUCUCAUAGAAAAACUGGUCGUGUUUUUAAGGGUAGAGGAAUAUUCCGAUAUCAUACUCCUUCUCGAAGUCGUUCCAGAAGUAUGACUCCACCUCAUUGGAAGCAAGCUCAAAAUCGUACUAUCAAACUGCACGAAUUUCAGAAGAUAGAAAAGGAACGUAUCAAGAAAGAAGAGGAUUUUGAUAAACAACGUGAAACUGACAGAACUAAAAAAUUCGGAGAUAAUUCCGACCUAAAUAAUCAAGUACCAGAUCUGGAUAACAAUAUAUGCACGACAAAAUUGAUGGAGAAUAAAGAAAAUGAUCAGACAGAUGAGACAGCAACUAUGAAUAAAACAGUUUAUCAACAAGAUAACAAUGCAAAGAGAAAUAUGGAAGACAAUGAUAUUAUGCAAAAUAAUGAGGAGAUUAAAUAUAAUAAGAAUGAAAAAUCAUUAAGACAUGACAACAAUCGAUCCUACAAUGAUAGAAAUUCUCGACGUGAUUCGAAGGAUAGAAGCAGAAGGCGCGGACGUUCUCGAUCAAGAGAUCGCCGAAGGUCUAGAGAGAGAGAUUACGAACGUAAAGCAAGUCGUGAUAGAAGGAAUCGCAGAAAUUAUUCUCCCCGUAGACGAGAUUCUUACAGAAUUAAUAGAAGAGAUAAUUACAAUAGAUACUAUGAUAGGCGCAACGAUAGACGUCCAAAUAAUUUUAAUCCUUAUCAAGACAACGAUAACACUUCACGCUAUGACAAAAAUAAAUAUAAAAGAAAUGAUAACGUAACGGAUAUGAGUCAACCGAAAUUUAAACGUCGUUCGCGAUCAAGCAGUUCCAGUAGCCACCACUCCAAAAAGUAACUUAUAUGUUAUUUCAUGUUUUCUUUUCUUUUACUUAUUCUAUCAAGUAUGCAAAAUAUUAUGUAAUAUUAAUGAUAUUAUCAAAAAGAAAUCACCAACAUUAUUAGUUUGUGGAUCAAUAUUGCUAUAUAAUAAUAUUGGAGCUAUAUAACUCAAUUCUUUUUUUGAUCACUCAUUUGUGGUUAGUGCACAUUUCGCUGUGGAGUAUAAAAUAAAAUCUAUUAUAUGUUAGUAUAUUCUUUUAUAAGAGGAUAUUUAUAUUUCGAAUCUUCUCUACCUCUUUUCUAUACUAAAACUGUUCAUAUUGGAUAUAUGUAUUGCAUUGAUUAUGAAACGACGAGAUUUUCAAGAUAUUUCCAUAUAAAAACUGUUUCUCAAAAA
This is a messenger RNA of Cataglyphis hispanica, 2447 nucleotides long. RefSeq lists its product as uncharacterized. Bases 384 to 2066 code for a protein of 560 amino acids. The transcript is spliced from 9 exons. Gene Ontology annotation, cellular component: intracellular membrane-bounded organelle. Gene Ontology annotation, biological process: protein peptidyl-prolyl isomerization. Gene Ontology annotation, molecular function: peptidyl-prolyl cis-trans isomerase activity. NCBI's taxonomy places the organism in Eukaryota, Metazoa, Arthropoda, Insecta, Hymenoptera, Formicidae. The record is from RefSeq and is a predicted model, not a curated record.